AUGCCUGCUAUGAUGGAACUAGCCAGUUCACUUUCUAGCAAGCCAGUACCACCAUGCUCCAAAGUUUCUACAGCAGGAGUGGAAGUGCACCAGAGCAAGCUGGAUUUUUUCUGCAAGCUGGGCUAUGGUAAGCAGGACAUCUGCAAAGUGCUGGAGAACUUGGGCCAAGAGGCCCUGGAGGAUGAUGUGCUGAAAGAGCUGAUUCGGAUGGGGCGCAAACCUCAGGCUCUGGAGAGCCAGACUCAACCUUCCCCUCUAAAACUUGUUGCCCGUGGAUCAUGUAGCACUUCCCCAGUGUCAAAGUGGCUUGGAGAAGAUGACAGUGAUUCUUCCAAUCACUUGAGACCCAUUGUGAUCGAUGGCAGCAAUGUUGCAAUGAGCCAUGGAAACAAAGAGAUAUUCUCCUGCUGGGGGAUCCAACUGGCAGUGGAUUGGUUUCGAGAAAGGGGGCACAAAUACAUCAAAGUUUUUGUCCCACUCUGGAGAAAGGAGCCUCCUCGACAAGACAGUCCCAUUGCAGAUCAGCACAUUCUUGAAGAGCUUGAGAGGCAAUCGAUCCUUGUGUACACCCCAUCCCGGAAGGUGAAAGGCAAGAGGGUAGUUUGCUAUGAUGAUCGCUAUAUAGUGAAAGUUGCUUAUGAGAAAGACGGAGUCAUUGUUUCCAAUGACCAUUACCGGGAUCUCCAGAAUGAAAACCCUGAGUGGAAAUGGUUUAUUGAGCAGCGACUACUCAUGUACUCUUUUGUCAGUAACAGGUUUAUGCCUCCUGAUGAUCCAUUAGGCCGGCAUGGACCCACUCUUAACAAUUUCCUCAGCAAAACACCAGUGCUUCCUGAACCAAAGUGGCAGCCUUGUCCCUAUGGUAAAAAAUGCACCUAUGGUAAUAAAUGCAAAUUUUACCACCCAGAGAGACCACACCAAGCUCAGCUCUCAGUUGCUGAUGAGCUCAGGGCCAAAAUAAGGGUCCAGUUAAGCCUGGGGAAAGAGGAGGAGAAGCGUAACUGCUUGCUGUACAGGACCGGAGGAGAGCCUGCACCACCCAGCGCCUGCACAGAAACGCUGCGAGAGUCCAGCAGCCGUGCAGAGGCUUCCUGCUACCCAGGGUGGCCGCGGGGGAGCUCUCCUGAGCAGCCAUCCAGCACCUGGGCCACUGGCCCUGGCUCUGAGCUGGGGCCAGAGCAGCGGUUGCUGCAGGCAGAGCCGCUGCGAGACCAGCCACUCCUGGAGGAGAUGUCAGCGCUAUCCAUCAGUGAUGACACCUACAGCUACAGUCGGUCCAUACACGCCUCUCGGGACAGAGAGGUGACAGACAGCCCUCACUGCUGUGGUGACCUCAGGCACAACCCCUACUCCUUUCCUCACCCCCACAGCUUGGACCACCCCUGCUUUCCAGGAUGCCCUUUCCAGCAGCCAGUGCUCCUACCUGUGCAGGGUGGGAUGUGCCCAGGCCACAGCUGGCAGAGGAGCUGCUACAUCCCCAGUGGUGCUCAGCACAAACAGGGCCUGGAGACUCAGCACCAUGUUCUGCCACAGUCUACAGCUCUUCACCUGGACCUGCUUCACUUGUACAGUGAGCACCAGCUGCAGCAGCAGCAUUGCUUUCCCAGCCAGCCCCCACGGCAGCCCUUUCUCUUAGACUCCAGCAAUGGGCUGGGUUUCUUCCAGAAAGCCCAUGCUUACCCUGAUGCCUCUGGCAGUGACUACUGGCCCACCCCAAUUGCAAGGCCACCCUCUGCCCAGCAAGCACACAUAUACAGGGAGCUGUGCUCCCUUUUCCCUCACAGUGAGGUGAACCGUGUCAUGGCUUUGUACCCUGAUAUCAAGGAUAUUGCUAGCUUGACUUUACUGAUUCAAAGACACAGAAACUUAUAA
Molecule: messenger RNA, 1872 nt
Organism: Antrostomus carolinensis (chuck-will's-widow)
Lineage: Eukaryota; Metazoa; Chordata; Aves; Caprimulgiformes; Caprimulgidae
Gene: ZC3H12D
Product: zinc finger CCCH-type containing 12D
Exons: 5
Coding region: 1-1872 (623 amino acids)
Cellular component (GO): nucleus; cytoplasmic ribonucleoprotein granule
Molecular function (GO): mRNA binding; RNA endonuclease activity; metal ion binding
Source: RefSeq, a predicted model, not a curated record